This is a messenger RNA of Haplochromis burtoni (Burton's mouthbrooder), 5577 nucleotides long. RefSeq names its product formin-like 3 (gene fmnl3). Gene Ontology annotation, molecular function: small GTPase binding; actin filament binding. Gene Ontology annotation, biological process: cell migration; regulation of cell shape; cortical actin cytoskeleton organization. The transcript has 26 exons. Bases 548 to 3706 code for a protein of 1052 amino acids. Lineage: Eukaryota; Metazoa; Chordata; Actinopteri; Cichliformes; Cichlidae. The record is from RefSeq and is a predicted model, not a curated record. Gene Ontology annotation, cellular component: cytosol.
GACCAACAGGAGGCAUGCCACCCCCAAUGCGGGCAGGACUCUAGAAGAAAACCCUGAGCUCUGAGUGGAGGCAACAGCAAAGACCUUAAUCAGGAUCACACAACAAUAAUGAAUGGAAACACGUCGGAGCCAAGAAAGUUGAGCAGCACCUAAAAGUAACUGUCGGUCGGGUUUUGAAAGUUAUCUGUCAUUGGGGAAAAUUCGCUGUAAGUAAUGGAUUGGCCAGGCAAGACAGAGGCUACUUUCUGGAAGAUGAAGCAGCUGCACUCUUACUUUUAAAAAAGAGACUAGAGUCAAACACUGGCAACUUAAACGCGUGAUUAGGGUAAAUGGCAUUUAGGGACUACUGCAGUGUCAGCUUUUUUCUUCUUCUUUUUUCUUCAAUAAUCUGUUUUCGGAGAGAAGUGGAUUAUUCGGAUUAAAUCGCGGAUGAGACUCUCGGAAUACUUUGGAGAUUUCUUUCUUUUUGCUUCUUUUACUUGGAUUAUUCUUGUCGCCGUAAGAAGCUGAGGCAAGUUUCAAGUCGACGGCAGGAUAAGGCAUUAAAAUGGGUAAUAUAGAGAGUGUGGACGGCCAGUCGGAGAUGAAGCAGCACAUCAUGCCUCUGAAGGUGCCCAUGCCUGACCCCACCGAGCUGGAGGAGAAAUUUGCCAUUGUUUUGAACUCUAUGAACCUGCCUCCAGACAAAGCCCGGCUCCUCAGACAGUAUGACAAUGAGAAGAAGUGGGACCUGAUCUGCGACCAGGAGAGGUUUCAGGUGAAGAAUCCUCCUCACACCUACAUCCAGAAGCUUCGCGGGUACUUAGAUCCUGGAGUAACACGAAAGAAGUUUCGCAGGCGUGUGCAGGAAUCUACAAAAGUCCUGAGGGAACUGGAGAUUUCACUGAGGACAAAUCACAUUGGGUGGGUCAGGGAGUUCCUCAAUGAUGAAAACAGAGGUCUUGAUGUCCUUGUUGAAUACCUCUCCUUUGCUCAGUGUGCAGUCAUGUUGGAUUUUGAGGGGCUGGAAAAUGGGGAGGAUAGCUUCUUGGACAAGUCUAAAUCUUGGAGCAGGUCCAUAGAGGAUCUGCACCAUACGAACGCCCAACCCUUCUGCAACACUCUGGUGCGCUCUGCCCGCCAGUCUGUUCUUCGCUACGGCUCAGUCGCGAAUAGCAAAACCAUCAAGAACUCCCGCCUCGUGAGUCAAAAGGAUGAUGUGCAUGUGUGCAUCAUGUGCCUGAGAGCAAUCAUGAACUACCAGUACGGUUUCAAUAUGGUCAUGUCUCAUGCACAUGCAGUCAAUGAAAUUGCUCUCAGCUUGAACAAUAAGAACCCACGGACAAAAGCUUUGGUCCUUGAGCUGCUGGCUGCUGUUUGUCUUGUCCGAGGAGGUCAUGAGAUCAUCCUUUCAGCAUUUGACAACUUCAAAGAGGUUUGCAAAGAGAAGCAUCGCUUUGAGAGACUGAUGGAUUACUUCCGCAGUGAAGAGGGAAACAUUGACUUCAUGGUUGCUUGCAUGCAGUUCAUCAACAUUGUGGUCCACUCAGUUGAAGACAUGAACUUCAGAGUGCAUCUGCAGUAUGAAUUCACCAAACUGGGACUAGAUGACUUCCUGGAGAAAUCUAAACACACGGAGAGCGACAAGCUGUCGGUUCAGAUCCAGGCUUACCUUGAUAACGUAUUUGAUGUGGGUGGCCUGCUAGAAGAUGCCGAAACCAAGAAUGCAGCGCUGGAGAAGGUGGAGGAACUGGAGGAGCACCUGUCCCACGUGACUGAGAAGCUUCUGGAGGUUGAGAAUGAAACAAUGAUGAAAGUAGCCGAUCUGGAGAAGCUGCUCAUUCAGAAAGAUAAGGAGCUGAACGUAAUACGGGAGACAUACGAGUCAACCAGCACUCAGGUUAACACCCUGAGGAGGAUGAUCAAGGAGAAGGAUGCUGCAUUUCAGAGGCACUUCAACAUUGAGAAGCGUCUGCUGGAGCUCGAACAGCAGGGCACCAUCCGCUUGCACAAGAAACCUGAUGGAGACAUCGCCAUUGAGCCGCUGGGCGUCGGCAGUGCCGGGAUACCCUUGGGAAACAUCGGAAAGCUGUCUUUGGGUUCAACGGCAGGGCUGACAGAACUAGGAGGACCCGACACAAGUUUACCACCAGCCAGCGAAGCACCUCCGCCUCCACCGCCUCCUCCCCCUCCCCCUCCCCUGCCAUCUGCUUCAGGACACACUGCGCCAGUCCCACCACCACCACCUCCUCCCCUUGCUCCUCCUCUGCCAGAAGCUUCCCCCUCUGUCAUCUUGAGCGUAGGUCUGUCAGCUAUCAGGAUCAAGAAGCCUAUAAAGACCAAGUUCCGCUUGCCUGUGUUUAACUGGACGGCCUUGAAGCCCAAUCAGAUCAAUGGCACAGUCUUCAACGAGAUCGAUGAUGAACGUGUGCUAGAGGAGCUGGAGCUGGAGAGGUUUGAGGAGCUAUUUAAGACGAGAGCCCAGGGUCCAGUUGUGGAUCUUUCCUGCACAAAGAGCAAAGUAGCCAAUAAGGUGGCAAACAAAGUCACACUUCUGGACGCCAAUCGCUCCAAGAACUUAGCCAUCACACUGCGAAAGGCUAACAAGACAACAGAAGAGAUCUGCAAAGCCAUAGAGAAGUUUGACCUCAAGGCCUUACCUGUCGACUUUGUGGAGUGCCUGAUGCGUUUCCUGCCCACCGAGGCAGAAGUGAAGGUGAUGCGUCAGUACGAGCGCGAGCGGCGUCCGCUGGAUCAGUUAGCAGAGGAGGAUCGCUUCAUGUUGUUAUUCAGCAAGAUCGAGAGGCUGACGCAGAGAAUGAACAUUAUCACCUUUGUUGGAAACUUUGCCGACAACGUGAGCAUGCUCACGCCACAGCUCAACGCCAUCAUUGCUGCUUCUGGCUCAAUCAAGUCGGCACCAAAGCUCAAGAGGAUGCUUGAAAUCAUCUUAGCCCUAGGAAACUACAUGAACAGCAGCAAACGAGGCUGCGUUUAUGGUUUCAAAUUACAAAGCCUUGAUCUGCUUCUGGACACUAAGUCUACAGACAGAAAGAUGACAUUGCUCCACUACAUAGCUCUUAUUGUGAAAGAGAAGUACCCUGAACUGACCAACUUCUACAAUGAAUUGCACUUUGUGGACAAAGCUGCAGCAGUGUCUCUGGAAAACGUACUGCUGGAUGUUCGAGAGCUGGGGAAAGGCAUGGACCUCAUCCGGAGAGAGUGCAGUCUCCACGACCACUCAGUCCUGAAAGGUUUUGUCCAGGCUAGUGACUCACAGCUGGACAAGCUACAGAAGGACGCCAAGAUGGCAGAGGAAGCCUUUAACAGUGUGGUGAGCUACUUUGGAGAAAGUGCCAAGACGGCUCCACCCUCCGUGUUCUUCCCUGUGUUCGUGCGCUUCAUCAAGGCGUACAAGGAUGCAGUGGAAGAAAAUGAACAGAGGAAAAAGCAAGAGGAAGCAAUGAGAGAAAAGUUACUGGCUCGGGAGGCGAAGCAGCAUGACCCUAAGGUUCAGGCCCAGAAGAAGAGGCACCAGCAGCAGGAGUUGAUUGCAGAGCUGCGCAGGCGGCAAGCCAAAGACCACCGGCCUGUGUACGAGGGCAAGGAUGGCACUAUUGAAGACAUUAUCACAGUACUGAAGAGCGUGCCCUUCACGGCCCGCACUGCUAAACGCGGCUCACGUUUCUUCUGUGAAGCCAACCUCUGUGACGACGCCAACUGCUAGCCCUUCCCCUUUAAUGCCAAGGUUGACCAGAUCUCCGAAACCAGCCUUUCCUGCGAGCGGACGCGUUGAUCCGGAGCGGUUGGAAGAGACCCUAAACCACUUAUUCGUCACUUAUAGUCCCCUCCCUAUUGUAACCCUUCCCUUUGUCCCAGUGGCGCAUCUCAACCCUGAGGUUGCAGAUCUGCAAAGACUGAAAAGCGAGGACAGGACAAAGCCCUUGUUUUAGCCCGGUAAUUUAUUUAUUUAUGGAUGCCCUUUUACAACCACUUUAAAUGAGCAGGCAUGAUUACAGAAGCACAACGCGCUACUACUCCUUCGUCACCGCGAGCAGAAGGCUUUCCCUGCUCUGUCGGCACUGACCUUUGGGAGGAUGACCAGAGCACAGGUGAGGCCAUCUGAGGACUGGAGGAGGAAUUGUGCUUUCACUAACAAGUGCCUGCUAGCAUGUGGAUCUUAAUGUGGACAUUCCUAAAACCCAUUAAUAUCCGAAGAUUACGCAGUCAAAGCAGGAUUUAAACUGGGAGGCAGCCAAGAUAAAUUGCCGACUCUUCUGCUGCUGCUGGGACGCCUGCCUUUAAGACACCUGCAAAAGCCUCCUGCAAAUAACAGAGGAGGUGCGAUGUCAUAACAGACAUUCGUGGACUGUUUCGCAGCGUUACGCCAAGUCUUCGAGACGCUUUCAAUCAGACUUAAUAUUGUUUAUUUUGAUUGUAUCUGGGAGCAAAGACCAUCACUGUACUGGUUCUUCUUGUCAAGCUAGACAAACCAAAUUACUCCAAAGUUUGAUGUUCCGCUUAAGAAGUGCCUUUUUGUGUAAACAGUGUUAUUUCUCGUCAGUCAGCCAUAAUUUGUUUAUUUUACAUCUUUCAUUUGGUAAAGAUUGUAUUUUUUACCGCCUUGUAAUAUAACAUUAGCCUUAUAAUCCUGACAACAAUAUGCAAGUUGAAGGCACAAAAAAAGCUUAAAGGUAUGUUAGUUCCUUUUUACCUCUAGUACAUCAGAACAGCUGACACGAGAGUCCCCAGAGUUUUGUGCCUUGACCAAGUGGUGGUUAAAAACAGAAUAUUACGUGCCUUGACAACACUUCCUGUCACACCGUGCGUGACAGUUAGGAGGUGACAGACGCAUGAAGGAGACUCCAGGUGGACUACUGUUUCAAAGGCACACUUGCUGUUUGGUUAGCCUGCUCUAAAUGUAUUAACAGAUGAAGGAUGAAGUGCAUUUAAAGCUUCUUUUUCUUAUCCGUUUUAAUACUGAUUAUUCCUCCUAACAGCUUUAGAGACUUGCAUGACAUUGGCACAAAGGGAGCAAUACAUCUUAACACUACUUAAAUUUGGCUCAAGAUUGUAUAAAACACUAUUCUUGUGUGUAUUGAAAUCAAAAGAAACAUACUUUUUUUUUAAGAAAAAGCUAUUCUUGGGAUUGUCUGUUGACUGAAAGACAACACUUCCUGUUUAAUAAAUAUGAUGAUUUAUGUAACAAGACCAAAGACUUUCAUUACAAUUCAGAAGCCUUUCCAGAUUAAGCAACAUCCAAACAAGUGCUUUCUACAGGUUUGUGUUUUAUUUCUUCAUUCUUUAAUGAUAAGUGAGGCUAUUUUCUAAUGUACUGAAGUAUGAAGUAGACUGCUUCUCCUCUCCAUCUUUCCAAAUGACAGACACGGCCAUCGUACAUUUCUACUAUAAAAAUCCAUUUAAUUCCUUAUAUCAAAAAGAAAUCGAAUUAUAACAAAACAAUCAGAACCACAAACGUGGGUUUUUGCCAGUUAAAGAAAUUCUCCAAAUGAAAUAUGAUUGUUCCAACUUACAUGGCGAUUUAACAGAGCAGGAUGUUAAAAGCAAAUAAACAAGAAAAAAAAACAGAAUUUAAAG